ACAAGGAGGACCAGACACACUGGACCACCGCCUAUACACGUGUUCUGACUGCUGUACCUGAACAUCCACGCAUCUUUGACUUUAUACUACACUGAGAGAGAUUCAAGGAAACUGGGUGGAUACCUGUUGCGACGAAGGAAGUAUAAGGACCAUGAUGUACGUGUCUCGGCUGGUGCUGCUUCUGGGCCUCCUGCUGUGUCUGGGGGUCCAGCUCUCCACCGCCCAGCACUGGUCUCAUGGCUGGUACCCUGGAGGAAAGAGAGAGCUGGAGGCAUUCACCACCUCUGAGGUUUCAGACGAGAUCAAGCUGUGUGAGGCGGGGGAGUGUAGCUACCUGAGGCCCCAGCACAGGGGCACCUUGAGAAACAUCUUUAUGGAUGUCCUGGCCAGAGAGUUACAGAAGAGAAAGUGACAUCAGUUUGCGAUUCUUUUCUAAAUAGGGGAAAUUAGUUACUUGACUAAAUGGGCUUCAUAAAAUACAUUUUCUUUUUCAAUUUUUUUUCUUGGCUCUCUGUGGUCUAUAAUACAUUGCCAAUUAAAGGUUUCAAGCAUCCUUUCCUUACAUGUGUGCCCUUAUAUCCUAUAAUAAAGGAUAUAUUUUGUUAAUGUUGGGUAUUUCUUUCUUUCAAAGUGAUUUGUGUUGGAAGAGGUGAAAAACAUGCAUAAACGUCUUGCAUUUACAAUGGUUAAAAUAAAAAUAUCAACAUGUA
This is a messenger RNA of Gadus morhua (Atlantic cod), 710 nucleotides long. RefSeq names its product gonadotropin-releasing hormone 2 (gene gnrh2). Lineage: Eukaryota; Metazoa; Chordata; Actinopteri; Gadiformes; Gadidae. The transcript has 4 exons. Bases 152 to 412 code for a protein of 86 amino acids. Gene Ontology annotation, molecular function: gonadotropin hormone-releasing hormone activity; gonadotropin-releasing hormone receptor binding. Gene Ontology annotation, biological process: reproductive process; multicellular organism development. Gene Ontology annotation, cellular component: extracellular region. The record is from RefSeq and is a predicted model, not a curated record.